This is a messenger RNA of Rhea pennata, 1974 nucleotides long. RefSeq names its product tRNA methyltransferase 2 homolog B (gene TRMT2B). The transcript has 12 exons. The record is from RefSeq and is a predicted model, not a curated record. Gene Ontology annotation, biological process: RNA processing. Gene Ontology annotation, molecular function: RNA binding; tRNA (uracil(54)-C5)-methyltransferase activity, S-adenosyl methionine-dependent. Lineage: Eukaryota; Metazoa; Chordata; Aves; Rheiformes; Rheidae. The coding region runs from base 395 to 1831 and encodes 478 amino acids.
GGACGCUUCCGCGCCGGAAAGCGGCCGACCGCGGCCCUCGCUGCGGCGGGGCCCGAGCGCGAGCGGCGCAACCCCGACGGCGGCUGCAGCGGGCGAGUUGGAACAUCUGCGGAGGAGAAAAUAAUCGUCUUUAAUUGCCCCUUUCCGCUGCGUUUCUCGCCCGCCCUCGCCGUCACGGGGCUGGGCCGCUGAGCCGCAGCCACCUUUGACCCGCUGUGAGCAUGGUGGGAGCGCGCGUCCCGGGUCAAACGACGGGGUUUGCUUUCCGGUGCUGUGCUUUAGUUUGCAAAGCAGGUAACGAGCGCGGUGCUCCUCUGGCCCGGUCCCCGCCGGCGCGUCCUGCUCCCCCGGGGGCCGGCCGCGGGGUUGCCGCGCCGUCCCUUGGCUCGCCGCGAUGGCUCUGCCCCGCGGCGUGGGGCUGAUGCACCGGCGCCUUCGCCGCCCGCCGGGCCCGAGCUGGGCUCCCCCGAGCAGCCCGCAGCAGCGGGUCCGCAGCGUGGUCACAGAGAAGAGCCGCGCGAUGGAGACGAAGGAGAAGAGGAAGGCCCCGGAGGGCUGCGGCUCCUCCUGGGAAAAGAGGUUAGCGGAUGUGGCCACUCCGCUGUGGAGGCUUCCCUACGAAGAGCAGCUGCAGGUGAAGUACGAAAGCCAGAGGAAGGCUUUGCGGACGCUGGCGUCCCGUCUCGAGGAAGCGGGCAUAGAUGCGCACAGACCUGGCGGACUCUGCUGUCCUCUCCGUCCUAUAGUCCCUUCGCCCGUCAUUAAUGGCUACCGAAACAAAUCCUCCUUCUCGGUGAACCAAGGACCGGAUGGGAACCCCAAAACCGUGGGCUUGUACGUGGGAACUGGCAGAGCAAGAAAUAUUGUCUGCGUGAAAGCGGACCACAUGGAGAACAUACCCACAAAACACAAACAAGUAGCCCAGUGCUACGAGGAGUUCCUCCGGCGCUCCCCGCUGGAGCCCUGCAUCCUCUUCCACCGCGGCGGACACUGGCGGGAGCUCGUCGUCCGCACCAACAGCCGCGGCCACACCAUGGCCAUCGUCACCUUCCACCCCCAGCAGCUGGGCCACGAGGCACUGACUGCUCAGAAAGCCUUGCUUAAGGAGUUCUUCACUUGUGGACCUGGAGCAGUUUGUGCCUUGACUUCGCUUUAUUUCCAAGAGAGCACUAUGACCCGCUGUUCCCACGAACAGUCACCCUACCAGCUCCUUUAUGGAGAACCACACAUCUUUGAGGAGCUGCUUGGCCUGAAGUUUCGCAUCUCUCCAGAUGCGUUUUUCCAAGUAAACACACGUGGAGCAGAAGUGCUGUACCAGGAGGUUGGGAAGCUGAGCCAGGCUGCUGGAGACACUGUCCUCCUCGAUGUCUGCUGUGGCACGGGCACAAUUGGUCUCUCUCUGGCUCGCCAGGUGUCUGAGGUUAUUGGUAUUGAGAUAGUGGAGAAGGCAGUGGAGGAUGCUAGGUGGAACGCGGCAUUCAACGGAAUUUCAAACUGCCAGUUUCACAGUGGGAAGGCAGAGACUGUGUUACCGCAACUCCUGUCAUCGUGGAAGGAUGACCGGCCCCUUGUUGCUGUGGUGAACCCAGCCCGGGCUGGACUCCAUUACAGGGUUGUGCGAGCCAUCCGAAACUGCAAGGCCAUCCGAAGGCUGCUCUACAUCUCCUGCAAGCCAGAGGGUGAAGCCAUGAGGAACUUCCUUGAAUUGUGCUGUCCACCCAACCCCAGGAAGAAGCUAGCAGAAGAGCCGUUUGCCCCCACGUUGGCUGUACCUUUUGACAUGUUUCCGCAUACGGCUCAUUGUGAGCUGGUGCUGCUGUUCACCCGCUGAUGAGCCAGGCAGGUACGCAAGCUCUGUGAGCUGAGGAAGAAACCUCCAGAUGUUCUGAAGGCUGGAAUGGAUGUGGUUAUGUUUUUAAUUUAUUUUCUUGGAAUGUGUAUAGAAAUAAAUAAAUAUUUUUGCUGUUACCUUGG